Priapulus caudatus is the source of this 2051-nucleotide messenger RNA. RefSeq lists its product as uncharacterized. The record is from RefSeq and is a predicted model, not a curated record. Lineage: Eukaryota; Metazoa; Priapulida; Priapulimorpha; Priapulimorphida; Priapulidae. The transcript has 2 exons. Bases 55 to 1902 code for a protein of 615 amino acids.
UCCUCAUCAUCAGCAGCAACACAGCGAGGACCAGCGGGCGAUGACCGGAAGACGAUGACGAUGAACGGACACAACUCGCCACGAGUAGCCUGGGACGAAAGCGCCAUGAAGUCGGAGGCGGAAAAGAUGGCGCCGCCAGGUGGCGCCAUUGAUGAUGAGCGACUGCGCAGCAUGCAGCAGUGGGUGCGGUGGCGCACCGUCGUCAACAACGCUGCCGCCGACAACCUCGUACACAGUAAGGACGGCGUCUGGGACUUCGCCCUGCCGCGCGGGAUCUCGCGACGAACGCGCGACACCAUCGACCACGAGAGGGAGCUGCGGCGGCGUCAGGUGACGGGACUCGCCGAGCAGCCGUACUACAUGUUCGGAAUUCCGCGCGUCAGCCUCCAGGGGGCGCACGACGCGCGAGCUUCGGUCGAAACACCUGAGCAGCUGAGUCAGCGUACGACUCCCGAUAGUUGUCAGAGAAGUUUCAUCACGACCGUGAUGAUCACCAGGGAGGACUGCCCGCCGGAGGUGACGGCGAAACCGAAGAAGGGAGGCAUCCUUAAGAACGGACACAAGAAGAUGUACGCACAGGAGGGGAGCGUGCCUGAAGACGGGUUGCGCUCUGAUGGCUACCUCGUGCCUAGCAGACAACCGGCGCACCUUUACACCCCGGACCAGCAUCCGCACGCGUGCCCCGCGCACGGUUACCGGCUGCCUGUCCCGACAAGGUUUCAAGAUAGCUAUGAAACUCAGGCGGCGGACCGCAUUAGCAGCACAGAAACCGCAAGACCUGCAAUCAACUACGGCGUUGGACAUGGCUAUAGGCCCCGCAACGCCGACGUUUGUCUGCAUGAAUACGCAGAGCCUAUCCACGCUGGAAUGCCGGCCAACGGAUACGGCCAACAAGAUGUAAUUACAGUUCUAAACGAUGCUGAACCGCUAGACGCUGACGAUGCUCGUCGCAACACAUCCGAACUGGAAACGCGCGACAGUUACUGGGAUGAUUACGAUAGCCAGUCUGAAACUGUGGUCGUCAAUGGCCACGUGCCAAAACAGAACAAUCGAAUCCAAAAUGGUCACAGCGGCGCGAUCGCAGAUGCAACCGUGACCAGCCACGAACCGCGCGACCCUCACGCAGUUACAAAUGGCACGAGUCCAUCGUACAGAGAGCUCGAGUGGCCAAAUACCACUCACUCACGGGGUGACUGCGACGACGAGAUGUCCGGACCACUCGAAAUCAACACGAUUGUUAUCGGGCACGAAAUGCCGACGACGGGCGAGGCGAGUGCAGACGAAUGUGCGGCGAAUGGCGGACACGGGCGACGCGCGGAGUUCGAGGAGAGAGCGCAGACGAUCGAGAUCAGUUCCGAGUCAGGCGACAACGGCUACAGCACAGAGAACGGCUACGACUCACAGACGACCGACGUUAUCGGAGGUGCAGCGCGGGCGAGCCGACGCGAUAUGGGUACGCAGACGACGGACAGAUCACGUGCUAAGAGCCUCGACGCACGCGCCACCUCGGCUGGCUUACUUCGUAGCAUGAGUCCCGAGAACGAGCGUCCUCUAUCGGCGAUCAUAAGAAACAGAGGUCGAGCGAUGAGCGCCGAUAGAACUCCCGUGGUUCACCUAGCCGGCACGAGAGGGCGCUCGGUGUCACCGAGGCGAUUUCGUACGGUGGCACUGGAGCGGAGCGAGCAUGACGGAGCGGAGUCGGUAGUAUACGAUGUUCCUAAACCUCGGCGGAGUGUUCCGGCCCUACAGCGGUGGCCGAGCAUGGGAAGCAAGAAGGUCGUCAAGCCUGUAGAAACAGUUCACCAACCAAAUGCCCAUCACACGGCAACGAAGAAGAAGAAAAAGAAAGGCUUCCUCAGUGCGCUCACUCAAUCUCACAAGAAGAAAAAGAAACCAUCGUAGACGAGUGACAUGUGAAACAGUAUAAAGCGACAUAUUUCUCGCGUCGCUAUGAGAAUCUCAAUCCACACAUUUAGUUAUUAGCUUGGCGAGAAAUAAAAGAUUUUGUCGUUGAAAUAUAUAAUGUAGAGAGAGAGAGAGAGAGAGAGAGA